Messenger RNA from Ipomoea triloba (trilobed morning glory), 1691 nucleotides. RefSeq names its product geraniol 8-hydroxylase-like. NCBI's taxonomy places the organism in Eukaryota, Viridiplantae, Streptophyta, Magnoliopsida, Solanales, Convolvulaceae. The transcript is spliced from 2 exons. The record is from RefSeq and is a predicted model, not a curated record. Gene Ontology annotation, molecular function: monooxygenase activity; heme binding; oxidoreductase activity, acting on paired donors, with incorporation or reduction of molecular oxygen. The coding region runs from base 62 to 1564 and encodes 500 amino acids.
UAUAUAUAUAUAUAGUAUAGUAUAGAUUAGCAUUCCCAGAUCUCAGGGUGAGAGAAAGUCAAUGGAUUUCCAGAGCAUUUUGGUAGCAGUAUUGUUGGCCUGGGCUUUGAUCAAAGUCCUGCUGUGUUUAUCAGCAAAGAGAAGAAGCAGUAAAGGCAAGAAUCUGCCGCCUGGGCCAUUUCCAUUGCCGCUGUUCGGAAACCUUCAUUUGCUCGGAAACAAACCCCAUCUGUCGUUGACACGUCUAGCCCAAAAAUAUGGUCCAGUUAUGAAUCUGAAACUGGGCAUGAUAAACACAGUGGUCAUUUCUUCAUCCGCCAUGGCCAAACAAGCUCUGCAGAAGCAAGACUUAGCCUUUUCUACCCACCGGUCAAUCGCUGAUGCUCUGCGAGCUAACAAUCAUUCCCAAUUCUCUGUUGUUUUUCUCCCUGUUGCCUCCAGGUGGAGAGCCCUCCGUAAGAUCAUGAAUUCCAACAUCUUUUCCGGCAACAGGCUCGAGAUCAACCAGCAGCUGAGGGCUAAAAAGAUCGAGGAGCUUAUAAUUUACUGCCAAAAGAGCAGCGAGGUAGGGGAAGCUGUGGAUAUUGGGCGUGCAGCUUUCAGGACUACCCUCAAUUUGCUGUCAAACACCAUUUUCUCUAAAGAUUUAACCGACCCUUAUUCGGAUUCCGGUAAAGAGUUCAAGGAUUUGGUGUGGAAUAUGAUGCUGGAAGCUGGAAAACCCAACCUGGUUGACUACUUUCCCUUUCUUGAAAAGUUUGAUCCCCAGGGUGUCCGGCGUCGCUUGACAUGCCAUUUCACUAAGGCCCUAGACCUUUUUCAAGAUUUGAUUGAUGAACGGCUGGAGGAGAGGAAAAUCAAAGGCAACAAAAAUGAGGAUGCAUUAGAUUCACUUCUCAAUGUCAGCCAAGAAAGGCCUGAGGAGAUUGAUAUGACUCACAUUCAGCACAUGUUCUUGGACUUAUUUGCGGCAGGAACUGAUACAUCAUCAAGCACAUUAGAGUGGGCAAUGGCUGAACUUCUCAAGAACCCAGAAGUUAUGGCAAAAGCUCAAGCGGAACUUGCAGAUGUUAUCAAUAAAGGCAAGCCAAUACAAGAAUAUGAUGUUACUCAUCUUCCUUACUUGCAAUGCAUAGUGAAAGAAACAUUUAGAAUACAUCCACCAGUUCCGUUCUUGAUUCCGCGUAAAGUUGAACAUGACGUGAAUCUAUGUGAAUACACUAUUCCCAAUGACUCACAAAUUCUUGUCAAUGUAUGGGCAAUGGGGCGUGACCCCAGCAUCUGGGAGAACCCAUUGGUCUUCAAGCCCGAGAGAUUUUGGAAUAUAGGAAUGGAUGUAAGAGGACAGGAUUUUGAGCUCAUUCCAUUUGGAGCAGGCAGAAGAAUUUGUCCUGGAUUACCUCUAGCGGUAAGAACAGUUCCAGUAAUGUUAGGGUCUUUAUUGAACUCAUUCGAGUGGAAGCUUGAGGGUGGCAUUGCACCCAUGGAUUUGGACAUGGACGAGAAGUUUGGUAUUACAUUGGCUAAAGCUUGUCCUCUUAGGGCUAUCCCUAUCCCCAUUUAACAUACAGUGUGUCACUCCUGAUUGUGUUCUGUAAAAGAAGUGUCCAAUAAAUGAAUAUGCAUUGUAUGUCCAUUUUAAUUAGCUUAGACUAUAUUUGAGAGUGAAACAGUGCAACCUUGAUUUUGAA